Blepharisma stoltei is the source of this 285-nucleotide messenger RNA. Lineage: Eukaryota; Ciliophora; Heterotrichea; Heterotrichida; Blepharismidae. The record is from the annotation of a GenBank genome assembly.
AUGAAAGUAAAAAUUGAAAAAUGACUUGGAGUUGCAAGGUGGGCUUGGGAUGUCCCAGACCCUCAAUGUGUCAUUUGCUUACUGCCUUUUGAAUCACCGUGCCCUACUUGUAAAAAUCCUGGAGAUGAUUGCGCGCCAAUCGAGUCAGAAUGUUCACAUCAUUUUCAUCUUCAUUGUAUAAGCCAUUGGACGUCUGAAGGAAACGAGAAGUGUCCUUGCUGUAGAGCAGUAUUUAGAAUUAAAGUUAUCAGCAGUGAGCAGCAAUUUAGAUCAGCACGAGCAUAG